GGCUUGUUGACGUACACUUCCUAGUUCUCGCUAACCCGGGAGAGUCCCAAAGUACUGGCACCGAGCGGCUCCGGUGAAAGGUGGGUGCGAUGAUUUAAUCUCACUGACGGUAGCUUUUGGCUCAGGUUUACUGUGCUCCCAGCACGCUGGCGGUGCCCAGUGCUUGGCUGUACGAAGUGAGGGCUUCACAGUAACAUUCAUGGUGGGGUUUGUUAGCAAUGUAUCGGAUCAAAAUCCACAAUGGGGAAACUCAGGCUAAAUAUAGGAAGAUGAGCUCGAGAUUUUCCCAAUCAGCUAUUUUAACUAAAUUUUGGCAUCUGUUUGCUACAUUUCACGGUUUAGUGAAUACAGUCUGUGAGUGUCCAAGUUAACUAUUGUGUGUAUGACCCGCAAACAAAACUUGCAGUAAUACGUUCUAAAUUACAGUCAUUUUCUGGGUUUUCAACUUUGGAGUGUAUUAAAUUAAGGUUACAUUUAACUGAGAAAUUAAUUUAAAAUACUUAUAAACGUGUGUGUGUGUGUGUGUGUAUAUAUAUAUAUAUAUAUAUAUAUAUAUAUAUAUAUAUAAUUAGUCCAGCAGUAAAGGACAUAUAAUUUUGUUUGAAUAAACACUUUAAGCCCUCCCCUUUUCCCCCAGGAGGGAAUACUUCAAUUAGAGGCUUCUCAUUAAAACGCCUCUAUGUUGAAGCUGCACACAAUUAUGAGUUUCCUAUCCUUCAGUGACCUGUAGUACCUCUCAUGAAUUUGGGAUUAAGGCAAGCAUUCUGUGGAGCAGAUGCUAGCGGGAAAAAAACUCUCUGGCUGUUUGACAGCCAGGGAGGUAGUUCUGCCACAAAUUAUAAAAGUGCUGAUUUAUUUUGAAAUUGGCAGUUUUAUAGCGUGUCAAAAGAAUUUUGAAAACAGACACUAUAGUAACUAGAACACCGCUUAAAGGGAAACUAUAGUGCCAGGAAAACAAGUUUGGAUCCGCUGACGUCAGCCAGCGGGGAAGAGACCUAAUGCCCAUGCACGCCAAUUUCCAUACUCUCAUUAGGAUCUACCCUUAGGAAAGCAUUAUUCAAUGCUUUCCUAUAGGGAUUCCUGUGACGCUGGAAGUCCUAAUGCAUUGCAUGCGUCCAGCGUCAUUUAGGCGACCCAUAGUCGCCUUUGAGCCUGGAAGUCCCUCUAUUGGCAGUCUGGUAGACAGCCACCAGAGGAGUUAACCCUAGCUGGUAAUUAUUGCAGUUUAUAAAAAAAAAAAAACUGCAAUAAUUACAUGCUAUGGGGUAAGGGUGAUGGGACAUUGCAACCAGACCACUUUAUUGAGCUGAAGUGGUCUGGGUGCCUACAAUGUCCCUUUUAAUGUAGUGGUUUUGGUGUCUAUAACAUGCCCCUACAGGCUCAGAGAAAAGGCAGUUUGCGCAUUGCUAUCUAGUAAUACAUCUAGCGGCAGUCAAUCAGAAGGCCAGUAGAGGCGCUUUCUAUCUCCAUGUAUCAAAGUGUGCAGCACCUACAUUCCUUUAAUGCACCUCUAUGAGGAGAUACUGACUGGCACAGCUCGGCAUUUUGUCACACAUGCGAAAUAGCCUCCAAAGGGAAAGCAUUGGAUUGACUAAGAUCGUCAAGAUUGAUGAUCUCAGCCAUGGAGACAGGGCAAGCUACGUUAAGGCCGGUGCGGUGAUGGAGAAAGGGUGAGUAAAACAACCUUUUUACUACACAGAGAGGGGGGAAUAAAAUAAUAUAGUGUUAGGAAUUUAUGAUGCAGUUCACUUCAAACACCAUAAACACUACAGUUAAUAGUCAAAUCAUAAGUUGAUGCACUCAUCCAGUGAGCUGCAACACAGUGCAGUGUUGAGCUGGUUAUCCAGGAGGAAAGUGACCAGUGCUCCCUAUGUAAUAAAUCAGUGGUUUAAUUCCUGGCACCAUAUCCAUUAUAGCAUGAUGUAGUACUUAUGGUGCUUGUAGUGUUCCUUUAACCCCUUAAGGACCAAACUUCUGGAAUAAAAGGGAAUCAUGACAUGUCACAAAUGUCAUGUGUCCUAAGGGGUUAAUAUGAGUCGUCAUGGCAAAUGUUUGAAAUCUGUUUUCAGUGCACUACAACUUUUGAUCAGUGACCUUUGAUCAUUUGAAGUGUUGGACGUUAUCUUGAAGUGACCUCACAGUGAUUAUUCUUGUGCUUGUAUAUGAAUGUUUGCUAAUGAUCUCUGGAUAUAAUGGAACACAAUGCUGAGGGUUUAAAUGAACACCUAUUUGACAGUGCUUUGUGUCUGGAGUCUGUAGAUUAUAAAAGAGGCAAUUUUCAAUAGAAAUCGACUCUUUUAUAAUUGGGGCAGAAACACUCCUCUGGUUGUCACUUAGACACAAAACUAACGGAAGUGGGAGGGAUGCUGGGCUAGAGCACAUUUGCCUACCUUGUAAGCUUUACUACAGCUCAUUUAGAAGCACCGAAAAAGGUGCGAUCUUGUGCAUGCAGCACAGAGGCAUGCCAAAAGGUACACUAAAUGAAAUAACCCCUGGUCAGUUCCCUACAGUUCACGCCAGCACAAGGAGUAGCAUAGGCUUUGACACUUAAAAAAAACACUGUAGGGUCAGGAACACAAACAUGUAUGUAAAACUACCUUCUUAGCCCCCUGCCCCUCUAAAUAUAGUAGAAUCUUAUGUUUGUUCAAUUCUGCAGCUGCUGGCUCUGCCCCCGAUCUGCCUGCUUUGCUGACAUCAUCCGAAGUGAUUCUCUGAGCCUAUCACCAUGCUUUCCCAUAGGAUUGGCUAAGGCUGUCAAGGAGGCAGCUCAGUUGCAGAGCCAGCACAAGCCAAACAGCCCUGAGCAAUCAGCAUCUCAUUGUAGAGAUAUUUUGAAUCAUUACAUCUCUACGAGGAAAGUUCAGUGUCUCCUUGCAGUGGAUGGAGACACUGAAUGGCAGUGACUCCUGCACUGCCUUGGGAAACACAUCUAGUAGCCAUCAGAGGAGUGGCCAGUGUAAUUAUCCCUGGACUCUAAUGUGAACACUGCAUUUUCUCUGAAAAUACAGUGUUUCAGGCCAAAGACCUGAAACUAAUGAUUAUACUCACCAGAAUAAAUACAAUAAGCUGUAGUUGUGCUGGUGACUAUAGUGUCUCUUCAAUGUAUAGUUCUAGUGAAAGUCUUACCUUAACAAACAAUUGUAACAAUAUACCACAAAAAAAAAAAAAUCUAAGUAUUUACAAAAUUACCCUAGGUUACAAACUAUUCCUUAUAUAGCUGAUCACCUAAUUCAUGAACUAAUCUCUAUAUAGUUGAUCACCUAAUUCAUGAAAACAGAUGGUCUCUGGUUCUGGUUUCUUAGUAUAUAGUGCUGUAAGGAUUACUAUGGAAUUAUCUAACUUUCCAUCACUGGAACAGUUAAUGUGAGACUGACUAACAUGCCAGCACCAGUGCCAAUAGCAGAACAUCUGUAUUGUAGCUAGUAUAAAGGUGAUACAAGCUUCAUAAUCAUGAAUUAGCUAGAGCUAUGUGAGUGUUCUUGUAAUUAGAAUGCAAAAAGCAUCCCUUUCUAUUACCCAGCCGUAUCCUUUACUGAAAAGAGAAAGAUGAUAAUAACAUCAUGGAUAUCCUAUGCCAGGAAAGGUAAAGGGAAAAAAAGGUGGAUAAUUAGAGAGGGCAGUAAGAAGGAAAAUGUCCUUGUAUAAGCAUACAAAACCCUACCAACGCAAAACAAAUACAACUAAUGCUAGGACUAAUGUAUGUUGUAUGCCAUAUUUCCUAAUUAAUCCUAGAUUAAGAUCAGGUAUUGAAAGCUAAAUGUUAAAAGGGAAACAGUUAAGUACCUCCAUCACCAGGAAGAGGCCUGGGUACUACAAUAGAAAAUAGACUACUGUAUCAAGGAUACUCCUAUAGCUCACAUUCUGUACUCCAGUCAACAGGAUGGUGAAACCUGGGACCUACAUAAACUCGAAGUAGGACUGCUACUGAGGAUAUUACCAUGUCGCAUAGGUGCAUGCCUCAAUAAAAGGGAAUAGAUGACUAGAACUUAAUAUAUCGAAACCCUUAUACGUUAUCAUAGUGAUUCUGUGAAUAGUGCUGAAUAAAAGAAAUGAUAAACAAGAAACCUAUAGCUGUUGAACUAUACUUUCUGAUAUUGUAAAUGCAAGAGCUGUAAAUUUAUUGUAGAUAUGAGACAUAGAAUGGUUGAGUUUUACACAUUUCUUUGUCUAAGAUCCAUUAAACUCUGCAGUAAUUACGAUGUGGAAUUUCUUAUAGGGGAACUUCUGAUAUAGGUAAUUUAGAAGAGGAUGCUAGACCGGAUGCACUCAGGGGACCCUUGUAAUCUGGGAACCAUUUAAAAAAAGGUUCAAGUACCUACUAUGGGACGGUGUUUGUGGAUACCUGACACCAUGACCGCUGCAUAGUUGUUAUGGUGCCUAAUUUACCCUUCUAAUAAAUGUAAUAAACAAUUUUGAACUUACCCAGACAAUUCAGAUCACUUUGAAAAAUCUCCCACAGUGGGUCACUUUAAUUGUUUAAACAUCAAGUUUUGGUCAGUAUACUAAUCUGUAUGUUUCCCUAUAAAAAUUGGAAUUAAGUAAUCUGGUAAUUUUGGAGAACUGAACAUUCUAGUUCUAAAUUAGUGAGCUUGAAAGCUCGGUAAGUUGAUGCUUUUUUGGUUUACUCACUUGUAUUGGCACACAUUUUUACAUUCUUUUUGUUAAAGGAGUAUCGUUACGCAUACCACUUUAUCUCAAUGAAGUGGUGUAUGUGCAGUGGUCAUUAGUUUUAACCCUGCAAUGUUUUUUGUUUUGGUUUUUCAACUGAAAUGUUUGCAUUGCAGGGUUAACGCAACCACUAAUGGCUGCCUUCCACAAUAGGCUCUUUCUUUGCACCGACUGAGUGAAAGACCCAGAAGCUUGUAGAAAAGCAUGUUCUAAGGAAAUCUUCCAAAAGUGCAAAAUGAACUUGUCAUUGAGAGCACUUUCGGCCUCAGAUAACACCUAGCGUGUGCCAACGUUUUUGUGGCUGUCUGCACAUACCGAUUUGGGUCUCCUGCAUGUUGAGCUGACACAAUUGAUGGCAAAUAUAAUUGACCCCACAUCCUUUCAUGGCUUAGCUGGCACGUGCCUGUUCUUAACAAUUGUGAAAUGUCUUACAGGAUAUCCUCACUCUUUUUCUGCAAUUUAACCCAGCUAAAACUGAUGUUCUUUUACUUUACAUAGUAAGCUCAAGGCUGUGUUAAAUAUCCCUGUUUAUAAAACUCCUAGAAAGUCAGUUUAAAAUUCUGUUGUGUUAGUAUGUUUACUUAUGUGUUAAUUGUAUCUGUAACCUCUGCUAAAAAAAAAUUUGCUUAAUUUUUAAAGCUCAUUAGGAAAGAGCACAGUAUUAUACCUGUCACCUUGUUCUAUCACCCUCAAAAUCUCCUCUUCACCAAUGGCUCCCUACAUUGGUGUCUUCUUUAAUUCUUCUCUAUAAAUCUUUUCAAUCCCUGGAAAAAUCUGAUCAUAACUUGCGCCACAGAGUUAAUUAAUCCCUGCUCUUCUGUUUUUUUUUUUUUCCAACACGCCAACUGGCUUCGACAUAUUUAAACAGCUGUUGUCCUUGUUUUUUUUAUAGAACCAACAAACUCCUCAAUAUGCUAUUGUUUCCAUGUCUCUCUCCAUACACACACAUUCCAGUAGCUGCUAAUUUGCUAUGUCUCAAUUAUUACAUUCUUUCCACUUGUAUUGAAAUACCAUUACUAUCUUUUGCAUUCCUACCUUUCCUUACUCCUCGCCAACCUCAUCUGUGCUGGUCUAUUAUCUGUACAUUACCUUGGCUCUACACCUCCUCCAUAUGCUACUUUUUGAUGGGGAAAAGGCAUAUCCUUGUGUCACUAGAUGGCUUAUCUCAUGUAAUUGUGCAUGUCAAGAACAACUGUGGAGAAUAUUCCAUUGUUCGUUCUUUCUUUGUGCUUCUUGUAUAAGCAAGAGUAUAAAUAUUAUGUGUAUCCUGCUAGUUUGAAGACUGAAAAAUAAGGUUGAGGGCUCAAUGAAGGAGAGGUUAAGCCCAAAUAUGAAGGCAAACACGUCACAUUGAGGCCUUUCUACAAAGGUUUCCCAGAAUCGAACGUUUUGCUUUAAAACAGAUGUCACUGGAGCAGAAUCAGAGCCUCGUGAUUUGAUACAAAGAUGAAUAGUAGGUGGGGGGGUCAGCUUUAUUUAAAUGUAGUGCAAGCAAAUUGUAAUUAUAUAUUCACACAGAUAUUAAAUAUGUUCCAAAGUUGUUUUAUACAGUGCUUCAAAUUUGAAGUUCUGUUACUAGCCAGUCCUUACAAGUUGCCAUUGUAUGCUCAGAUUUGUGUGUGUGUGUGCGCGUGCGCGUGCGCGUUAUACUUUUUUAAAUGUAAAUAAAAAAAAGUUAUUUGUUUCUAGCCAUUAUCAAUUCUUUUAGGGUUUCUCCAAGAAACAAAACUGCUUGUGCAAGUAGCUUCCCUGUCUUCUAUAUGCUCAAUCCAGCUGGGUGACUAAAGGUACUACAAACAGGGUUAGUGAAUUUCAAAUUUAAUGACAAAAUAGUCGAACUGUAUAAAUCCUCUUAGUCAACUAUGCUUCCAGUUCAGUUACUUUGAUCUUAAAUUCCAAAUUCACUUUGAAUUCUCUUUAGUCAAUAGCCCUGUUAGUGGACUGAACAUGAACGCUUAUCUUUUAAAUGUGAUACUGUGCUGCAAAUAAAUGUAGGUCUUUUAAAUGUGAGACUGUGCUGCAAAUAAAAUGAGAUCAAACAAAAAAUGCUGACACUCUACAGUGAAUCAGUAGAAGCCACAAUGUAGCUUCUUUUAACGUAUGUAGUUUAAUUCCUGUCAUCAUUCUCCUCUUUGACAGAUGUAGGAAAGGCAUUUUAAUAGUCGCAUACCUGACGUGGGAGAGGAUUUAAAGUCAUUAGGGGAUAAGGAAUGGUUCAGCAAACCUCUGAUGUCCCUGUUUAUUUUCAGGAAUUAUUUGAGUAGUAUUUCCUGAGCUAUUUCUCCAAAUUAAGUCAGUCUCUAGAGUGACUUGUUUUAAUUUAUAUUUAUGCCAUUUUGUGUAAUUUUGUUUUCAAUUUAAUGAAUUUGUGUUUGGAAGAAAUAAUUUCAACUGCAAAUUCUCUGUUUAAUGUAUCACUACAUUUUUCCCCUCAUAGUUUUUCUCUAUUAUGUGUUCAUUUUUUGGGGAAAGAUGUCUUAAAGCAGCUCUGUCACCUUCUGGGGUCUUUUAAUAUUUAGCAAAGACCCCGAUGUAUGCUUUACCACUGGCAAUGUGGUGGCUGUGGGGUGCUGGAAAAGAUGAGCCUUACUUCCCUGAACCUGUCUCUCGUGGACUCCACCAUCUUCUACUGCAGAAUCCUCUUUAGCUCCUGGAACUUCAUCUGCCAGAAGCUGGCGUCAUUGUUGUACAUUCAGGCCUGUGCAACAGAAUCCUGCGGUAGACUCCAUAGACCAGGGAUAGGCAACCUUCGGCACUCCAGAUGUUGUGGACUACAUCCCCCAUAAUGCUGGCACUCAUCUGGAGUGCCCAAGGUUGCCUAUACCUGCCAUAGACAAAGCUCACUAAUGCCGGCUAAGGGCUUGAUAGCGGUAGCUCUGCAUUUUUUGCCUAGCUUUGUCAACUGUAAGAGAAUAAAUAUAUUAGGGUUAAUGGCACAUGGGAGAAAAUAGAUAAAGUUGGACUUAUCUUGAAUGUCCGGGGAGAAUGUAAAAUUGCUCUUUGCAGUCUUUUAAUUGCAGUGAUGUACUCCUAUACAUUAAUUAAUCCCUUUGUUCCAGGAAUAUUUUUUUUGGCUUGACAGAGUCCCUUUUAAGAACUUUUGUGUUUUCAUUGGGUCCUGGAUUAAAUCAUUCCACUGUGAGCACGCUUUAGGCGUCUGAGAACAGCUGAGCUUGGUAAACAGUUUUGUCUGUUUACUCAUACGGCUGUGAAAGCUGCUCUCUGUGACAAAUGUCACCCACUGUUGCCUAUUCUUUAUUUGGAAGUGCAUGUAUUGUUGGUUAGCAACCUCAAAUGUCACUGCGCCCAGCUGGCAUCUUACUGAAAAUGUUUUUUUUUUAAACUUAGUAGCAGUAAUUAGCAUUUUGUUUACUUGCCUGUUUUCCUAACCAGUUACAUGUUUUAGACCAAUGUUUCUCAACCUUUUAUGAAGAAGUACUUCUGAAGCUCAAAAAAAAGUACCCCUGCCUCGAAAAAGAAAUUUCUAUUUAAACAUGUAGACACUGAUAUUUAAAUUAAUCCCAUAUUGAAGAACAAGCCUGCUUAAAGAUAAUAAAGAAUAUUCUAAAAUAAAUGACAGAACGUGAAUAUUGAGUAUGUAAGGAGGAGUAUAUGAACAAUUAAUAUGAAGUAUAAAAGUCACAAAAUCAAAAUAUAAUACACAUUUAAAAGGGAUACUGUAAUGCCAGGAAUACAAAGCUGUAUUUCGAUCCCUCCCCUCUCCCUCGCGUCCCCUCCUACCCGGUAAAUAAAGGGUUAAAAAAAUGUUUUUCUUACCAGAUCCCAGCACUGAUGUCCCUCAGUGCUGGGUCGAAGUUCCGCCCCUUCCUCUGUCCCGCAACGAGCGCGGUCUAAUGCUUGAAUCAAUACUUUCCUAUGGGGAAAAAUCUGGCCUAACAUGGGCGUCCAGCGUCCGAUAACGGAUUUUUUUUAUUUUAUUUUUUUCCUUACCAUGUCCAGGGAAUAGGAUUUUGAGUUGUAAAAGUGGACGCAAGAAUGAUUAUUGUAACAAGUUGUUUAAUCGACAAAAAGGAACAUUAAAGUGAUAUUGCUGUAAUGGCUUCAGGGCAAUCCUCCAUAAUGACACCACACUGACAUGUUAGGCCAAAACAUCUGUCCGAAACGUCCUAUAUCCCUACUGCAAGAAAUGCGCUGCACCUGCUAAAGAUAUAUCGCUGUAAUGAAGAGCAGGAGAACUAUCUAUAAGUAGGCUCUUCUGUGUGCCUUACAACUCAUUCCUGGCACAGCAUGGCUAUACUAAGGAUUGAUUGGCAGGUGAAUGAUGUGCUACAUUUUAAAUGGCUUUUUUUGGACAGCAUAUACAUUUUCUAACAAUUUUGCUAGCGUAAUAUUUUUAAUUUUUUUUUUGUUUGUUUCGUUUGUACCUCAGCAUAAACUUCCUUUAGGUGAGUGUGUCAACAGAUAGACCUUCAUUGCAGUGCUUGGCUCACUCCAGGCACCAUAACAACUACAGCUUUCUGUUGCACUCAGAGUGUUCUUGUACUAUCCUUGGGCAGUUUGUGAAAGGGAUAAUUAUUUUACUACGGCCCCUUUUAAUACUACAAUGUACAGUUGCUGCUGUGAUAUAUAUAAAAAUCUUUAUAUUUCUUUGUCUUGUGUAAUAGCGUGGGUGUUUUAUACCAGCAAAGUAAGGUUUUGUAAUUUAUUUAUUUAUUUUGUUUAUUUUAGGAUUCACACAAACAAAAAUAGAGGAAGUUGUUUCAAAGAUUUCAGGCAUCUCUCCUCUUUGUGUUUACAAUUGCACUCUUGGAAUGAAGCUAAAAGAAUAUUCACUCUUUUGCAUUCACUAUACAAGGGAAUGGCAAUUUUGAACGUGCAGGUCUUGACAAACCUUUUAAGGAAAAUACAAUGCAUUUGCAUAUGUUAUAUGCUCCAAUACAAUAUUUAUAUUCUCAAGCCAUGCUAGAGAUCGGUGAUGCCCAAUUCCUUGCUCCUUUUUAUAAAAUGUUAGUUGUAAAUCCUUGAACUAUCCCUAAACCUCAAAGUGUGCCAUUUCAUUUAUGUUGGGACUUGCUGUUUGUAGCAGGUAAGUCUUUCUAUGAACCAAACACAUGGUAGCAAACUGUUGCCCUCCCUUUUGAUUUGAAGCUGAAGAUUAUCCACACAGACUAGUGAAAGGUCUGGUAAGAUAUUUUCAUUCAUUAAAGGAUCACUAUAGGGUCAGCAACACAAACAUGUACAAACCCUAUAGUGCUAAACCCACAAUUUAGGUGGCUUGCCCCCCUAUAAAAGUUUAAAACUCACCUUAUUUCCAGCGCCGCGCGGGUCCACCAGCGCUCGCUCUGCCCUCUUUGUGACAUCAAAAUGGCCGAUUUUUUUUUUUAGCUAAUCCAAUGUUUUCCCAUAGGAAAAGAAUUACAUUGGCACUGGGUGGGGCUAAAUGCCGUUUUGGCCCAUCAGGACCUCCUCAUAGAGAUGCAUUGAAUCGAUGCAUCUCUAUGAGGAAAAUUCAGCAUCUCCAUGCAGAGCGUGGGGGCGCUGAACGGCAGGGCAGCCUACUGUGCAGCCCUGAGCUAGGAAGCCCCUCCAGUGGCCAUCUGAGGAGUGGCCACUUGGAGGUGUCCCUAGGGGCAAUGUAAACACUGCCUUUUCUCUGAAAAGGCAGUGUUUACAUGAAAAUGCCUGAAGGAAGUGGAGCUUUUAAACUCACCAGAACAACUACAUUAAGCUGUAGUUGUUCUGGCGACUAUAGUGUCCCUUUAACAACUGAAGUGCAACUGUUUACCUACCACAACAAAUAACUUGAUACUCCAUGCAUUUAUUUAUUUAUUGAAAAAUACCAUAUGUCUAUAUAAAUGUACAGUAUGUUAGUGAAACUACCAUUUAAAUUCUAAAAGGUCUGGUUGAGAGGGCUGUUUUAAACAUGUAUGCUCUGUUUUCAUUAACCUACCAUUUAAUCUCAGGGGUUUUGUUUUUUUAGCUAUCAUUAUUUAAAAAAAAUAUUAUUUCACCCCCUUAGAUGGAUGGAAGUGAAAUAUCAUCACACUCAGAAGAAUAUCCAUUGAGAAGCAGUGUCUCUUCAGGAGGAAACCAUCGUAUGUGUCAAUUGUAUUGUGUCCUGUUUUAUAGUUUUGUAUGUAGUUAGUACUGACCUUUGAGUUGGAAUUCAGUGUGUAUACACAGGAUACCUAUGACUCAAAUGUAAUUUUUAAUCAUCAUACAAUUUAUGUCUGUGUCUUGAAUUCAAUGGGGGAUUUGUGGGGGGAGAGGGGGAGGGAACCCUCAAGCAUCCUAACCACAACAGUGCACUGGUUAUGAUCAGGGGUGCACUGGUCCCACCCACAAUACAAGUAAUUAAAUGUUUUGCUAAAGGUGGGAAAAAGUACCAGGACUCAUAUUUCACUGGGCACUGAUCACUUCCUACAUUGAGAACUUUCCUCCUCCUGCCGACUUCAGUGCCGAAUGCCCAUGGGCAGCAGGAGCCGCGCGCGUAUUCAAACCGCCCAUAGGAAAGCAUUACUCAAUGCUUUCCUAUGGACGUCAGCGUCUUCUCACUUUGAUUUUCACAGUGAGAAUUGCGGAAGCGGCCUCUAGUGGCUGUCAGUGAGACAGCCACUAGAGGCUGGAUUAACCCUCAGUGUAAACAUAGCAGUUUCUCUGAAAAUGCUAUGUUUACAGCUGCAGGGUUAAAAUCUGGGGGACCUCACACCCAGACCACUUCAUUGAGCCGAAGUGGUCUGGGUGCCUAUAGUGGUCCUUUAAGCACUGCAGACUCCAGGUUGAUUUUUAAACCAUUAGCUAAUGAUUUGAUUACAUACAUUGGUGGGUGCCAGGGCACUCAUUGCACCAUAACCUGUACAGCUUGCUCUAGUGGUUAUGGUUUUUGCAGCUUUCCUUGAAAGUGAACAUGCCAUGACAGAUUUAGUUGAAAUGUUCACUUUAUAUGCAAUACAUUUGUGUGUCAUUUGUGUACAGUAAUCUUGCAACACAUGUAUGUUGAUCCUGUGAUACCAAAUUUAAGUGUCUGUAAUCACAAAUUGGGUAAUGGUACACAUCUUUAUUUAAAUGUUUAUGAUUGAUUUCAUUUUACAAGGGAAAAAAAGUGUGCAUACAUGGUUUUUCUCACUUAGGUUUAAUCUCUUUCUCCCUCCCUAUUCAGAAGUGGACGUGAUUGUUUACUUAGUUAACGAUGAGAGUGUUCCACUUAAUUUGGACAGCAGCAUUUCCAUCACCCCAGCUCAAGAGAUCCACAGGUUGAUACGUGCUGCUCUGCAUUUACCUGAUAUCGCACAGGAAGUGUUUGCACUGUGGCUCAUAUCUCCUUUUCUGGGUAAGAUGUACAUAAAUGACACAACACUUGUUUUUUGUUUUGUUUUGUUUUUUAAAGUGGACCUGUCAUCUGCAUGGUACAAUGACAACACAGUGAAAGUUAUUUGUUAUUCUUAAUGUUUCAGAGGUACAACUAAAACCAAAGCAUCAGCCUUACAAAAUUUGCCGGCAGUGGCAUGAUCUCUUGGCACGUUUCACAAACUGCUCCAUAGAUGACAUUCACCUAGGUAAGUAAACAAAUUGUAUUUUAUAGGUGGAAGGCAGGAACUGGUGUCCUUGGGAGUUGCAUAUUUACUGUGCUCUUUGCUAAGCGGAACAGAUCUUUAUUGUUUCCAUACACUAGAUAUAGAAACAAACCCCCGAUUGUCUAGGUGGGGGCUGGAGGAGGUUUUUCUUGGAGUAGCUUUUUAUGUGCUUUAUUUUUCCUUCCUUUUCUUGCUUAUUUCUUCCACCUUGCACACUGAUUACUUUGUGAUCUCCAUAUGGGUACUAUGAGACAUCCAAGAUGAAACCGACAAAUGUGUAAAUACUUACACAUGAUUUCCUACAAUAUAUUGAUGUUGUACAAUCUAUUUCAUCAGCAUUGUAUCAAAUCAAUAUUUAUGGUUUCCACUGUCUAAAAUAUUUUGUCGGUUUACUUUAAAAUCUAAUGAAACUUAAUUGGAAAAAUUGAAAGACAGCCACUAGAGGUGAAUUUAACCCUGUAAUGUAAACCGGACCGUUGCACCUCGACAAUUUAAUUGAGAAGUGACUUUUCUUAGGAAAAUAAUAGUGAUGAACUGUUUCUGAUUUUAUUUUUAUUUAUAUUAUUAUUUAUAUUUAUAUUUAUACCCAUAGUUUGGUUUAUUUUUGCACUUUAUUCUAGAUGAACCUUCUUUGCAAUUCCGAAGAAAUAUUUUCCUACCUAAAGCACGUGAACUUCAGGUUAGUUCUAUGAAAUAAUGACAACCGAAACAGGGAAAUCCUUACAAUUUAUUAUACAGUAGUAAAUUGUGUAGGGGGAAAAAAAGGAAGCAACCCCUGCCUUAAAGAAUGAGGGAUAUAAAAAAUCUGCAAGCACACACAUCGCAGAUGGGCACGAGAUAAGGAAAUCAGAAGUACAUCUAGAUUAUAUAGUUAUUUUCCUUGUAGUAAAUCUCCAGGUUCCAAUCCUUCUCUAGUCACUAGUAGACUUAUGCACUUUUGACAUGAAACUGCUUGGAUAACUAACCAAUCUCUAGCCUUCUGUUUCUAAGGGGGAAGCACUGCAUGUACUCUUAUGUCACAUGAAAAAUUUGUUAUUGUACGAACCAUUACAAGUGAAAAUGAGAAGUUAAACUUUGCUAUCAGCAUCAAGACCUUCAGAUGUUAGAAGCUACUUUAUUACCAUGUGACUUAUUAUCCCUUACCUAGAUUUCUCAUGAUGUUGUCUUAAAACUGUUAUAUGAAGAGGCCAAGUACAAUGUCUUGGAAGGUCGAUAUCCGUGCGAUGUAGAGGAUUGUAAGAAGCUGGGUGGUUUGGUCUGCCGGGUAGAACUUGGUCCUUAUGAUGAGGAGCAGCAUACUCCUUCUACACUUAGGUAAAGCCAUAGGUGAAAAACUGUUUUCUUACCUUAAUUCAGCUCUUACAGCUAUACAGGUAGAUUGAUCAACUGACAGUCCACUGCAGGUAUGUCCUCUCAACAUCCCCAUUGCAUACAUUUUACAUUAGUUUAUAGUCUUGAUGCUCUCUGGUCCCCAACCUUGCUUUCUUUUAUAAUUUAAAGGACCUUUUUUCAAAGAUUUGUGGUGUCUUCCCACCAGGCCCAAAUUGGAUUGCUAUCUUCCACAACAUAUGUGCAAGAAGAGAAACGGAGGCCUGCUGACUGCUUUCAGAAGCAAAGGUGGGCGCCAAGCAAGUUUCGAGCAGACACUCCUAAACACUUACAAAGACGUUAAAGACACUAGUGCUUGUUCUGAGACAGAGGCCAUGAAUUGUCACUACAAGGCUUAUCUGAAGAAGUGUCAUGAUCUCCCUUACUAUGGGUGUGUAUUACACUGGGUUUCUAGGGAUUAUUUGUUAUGAAGUAGUACAUAUAUUGAGAAUUGUUCUAUAUUUACUGGAUUUUGCUUAAAUGUGUCUCCAGAUGUGCAUUUUUCGUGGGAACAGUUGACAAACCUGCGCAAGGAUUACUCAGUAGAAAUGGACGCAAGACCGUAUCGGUUGCCAUUAACAUGGAAGGCGUGUCUGUAAUUGACAGAAAAGAAAAGGUAAAGCUACUACAGAUAUAAUGGUUUCAUGUGUAAUUCAUCCCGCUGUAAAAUCAAUGAGCCUAACAACUCCAGUCUCUGAUUAGAACAUAUAGUGGUUCAUCGUGAGUGUUGUUGAACUGUUGCUUUCCGGCGUUGUUGAAUUGUAAUGGCUACAUAAUUGUCAGGUUUGCAGUCAAAUGUUCUGAGGGUGGCAUGUUUACUAAGUCUGCCCUCAGUGGCGCUUCCGGAAUCAAAACAGACCUUUGGUCCGUAAUCUGCUGCUGGGCGUCCUCACGCUCUGCAUGAGGACCUCCAGCAUCAGAUUGUUCCCCAUAGAAAAGCAGUGAAACAAUGGUUUCCUUUGGGGAGGUCUUAUCCGUGUAGCAUUUGCCGCGCAUGCGCAUUAGACCUCCGCAUGUCUCGGGACGGAGGAGGGGGCGGAGCUUUGACCUAGCGCCGAGGUACAUUGGGGCUGGGAUAAGGUAAGUAAGGUGUGUUUGUUUUUUUUUUAACCCUUUGUUUACCGGGGUGAGGCAGAGGGAUCGGUAGUGCCAGGAAUACUGCUUUGUAUUCCUGGCACUACAGUAUCCCUUUAAAUCCAAUGUGUCCAUUGCAAAUUUUGAUUUACACUCGUCUAUACAAAAGUAUCUGCCCUCUAUGCUUUUACUAAAAACGUGUAUUUUUUGUUUUUUCUUUUUGCUCCUCUUCGUAACAAGCAUGUCUUGAUAAGCCUAAAGUAUUCUGAGUUGUCCUGGGAUUACACAUAUCCUAGUGAUGAUGAACCUAUCCUGUGGCUAGAAUUUGACGGAGACAAUGAAGGAACCCCAGUCAACAAACUGCUGAAAAUAUACUCCAAACAGGUGACUUAAAUAGUUAAUUAAAUCAUCUUUAGUUGCAGCUAGUUUUUGACUAGUUUUGCUACUUACUUGGGGGAUCAGGUAGCCAGAACAAGAGGAAAAACCUCUGAGGCAGAGAGAGGGUAUUUUUUCUAAACCACAGCAAAUACAACAUACAAAAUUAGGACCUGCGCUCAAACUCUUACAACUCCUGGGUGGCAGCAAUGGCCAUAAUACACAUAAGCCCCAAUACAUACAAUAAAAAACAAAAUUAUAUUUAUAUAUAGGCUAUCGCAAUGUAUUGAUUGUUAAAAUAGUCUUGCAUUUAUCAUAGAAUUUACAGUCUAGACGAAAAUAACUAGAUUUGAAAAAUGAGCUACCGAGUUUUCACAACUCCAAGUGUUUCAAUAGAGUUAAAUAAUUCCAACUUUUUUCUCGUUUUAGGCAGAGCUCAUGAGUGGUCUUAUUGAGUACUGCAUAGAGUUAAAUCAAGCAACAGAGUCGCCCGUAUCAGAAUCUGCACCUGGCAAUUCCCAGUUGUCCGAAAAACGUCCCAAACUGCACAGACAGGAGAGUGUCUUGUGUAACCGAAUGAAAAACCUUUCUACCAUAGACUAUGUAGAAGACGGUAAGCAUGAUGCUGUAAAAGUGGAACAUCUCUUUCCUUAAAAGUAGUUCUGUUAAAGUGAUGGGGAUCUGAGCUAGUUGUCUGUGAUGUUUUUGAAAGAGUUUUGUUGUCUGUGGGCUAAUCCAACCACCAUGACCACUUCAGGGAUUUGAAGUGGUUAUGGUGUUAGGAGUCUGUAUGGGCAGGGUUCUGUUUGAAGCUUGCACUUCCAUGCCAGGGGUUUGUUAUACCCCCAGCAAUCAUAUUGUUCAGGACUGGCAAAUGUUAAUUCUGUGCAAAAUAUUUGCUAGUCCUGAACAGCAUAUAGUCAUGAUGAGAGGCCUUUGAUUGCCUUUGAAGCUUUUUUGGGCAGAGGAUCAGAGAUCAGCUUCAGGAGCUUCACCCAGAGCAGGAUUUAUUUUUUAUUUUUUUUUAUUCAAUUUCCUUUAUUUAUUUCUCCACUUUUUCAAAAGGGUACAGAGGCCUUGCUAAGAAUGCCCAAUAGUACCUUUUAUUUUAUUUUUUUAAAGAAAUACGUUUUUAAACCCUUUGCAAUUGAUUUGCAAAGAAAAUAGUUAAAAUUCAUGAUUCAACAAGUAAACUGUGACAUUUUCAUUUCCUCCCUCCUCGUUUCUAUUCCUCUGUUCUAUCUUCUGAGACUUAACUUAUAUUUGGUUUAAUUAUUUCUUAUAUCCAAGAGUAGGUAUAAUAACCAUGCUAAUGUGUUAUGUUAUAUUUUCCAAUUUGCUUAUCCAUGCAUCCUGGUGAAUUUAGGAAACCAAUACACACAAAUAGAAGACUGGGACGCCUUUUUCCAUUAUUGCUUGCUAUGUCACUUGCAAUAUUAAGUCUUGGAUACCUGGUAUUACCACAGUUUUCCAAUUUCGUGCUAGCAUUAAUUUAGCAGCAGUAAUUAUAUGAAAGAUAAUCAUCUGGUUUGUUUUUGUCAUUUUUGGCCAUUGCAGGUUUAGUAGAAUUACUUCAGGCUUGAAAGCCAACCUCCCUUCUGUCCGUUGAUAUAUUGUAUUGAUUACUUCUUUCCAGUAGUUGUUUAUGGUUAUACAGUGCCACCAGCUAUGAAUUAAAUUACCGUCAUUAGUUUUACAUUGCCAGCAUCUGUCUGAGGAUUCUGGGAAUUUUUUUUUUUUUUAAACAAUUUCAGUGUUCGGUACGAUCUGUUUGAAAGCUUAAAUUGGGUUUUUUGUAAGGUUUAAACAGUGUACAUAUUUAGUUUGUUUAGAGAACUAAUCCAUUCUUCUAUUAGUACUUUGUCGUUUUUCCCAUUUGUUGCUAAGUUCUAUUGAUUUAUCGUGUCUUCAUUUGUAUAUAACUUAUAUUUGGUUUAAUUAUUUCUUAUAUCCAAGAGUAGGUAUAAUAACCAUGUUAAUGACACUUUUUGUCAUUACAUUUUAUAGUUCAUUACAUUUUUUUUCAUUACAUUUUUUAAUUCAAAUAAGUAUUUGAGGGCUCUAAUUUUCUUCCCUCUUGGUGGGAAAGGUGUUUUGCUAAAAAGCCCUUAAUUUGCAGGAAGUUGAAAAUUUCCUUGGAGGGAAUAUUAAAUUCCUCCUUAAUUUGAUUAAAGGUUUUCAUUUUUUUUGUUCCGCCAGAAUAUUUGUGAAUUCCCUUAUCCCUCCAGAUAUCCAAGUGCCUAUUUUUAUGUUAUCUAUCAUAUCUAUAAUGCUAGAGAAAGGGAGUUUAUUAUUCUAUUUCUUUUAAGCCUAUGUUGUUUGAGAAUUUAUCCCACCAACUCGUUAAUUCUUUGAGAAUCUGAGAUUUAGUUCGUGCCUCUUGGAUAGAUUUUUUUUUUUUUUUUUUUGUUCCCUUCCAGAACCCAGAAUAGUGAUGUUAAAUUUCCUACCUUGGUUUUGACUCUUUCCAUAUUGUACCAUAUUCUUGGUUUGCUGUGAUGUUAUGUGUAAGCAUUAAGUGGAAAAGUCUACUAGCUUGAUAGCAUUGUAAUAUUUCCGGACAUCCCAGGCCCCCAUCUUGCCUCGCUCUGGCCAUCACUUUCAUUUUGACUCUGGCUUUCUUACCACCCCGUAUAGAUUUUGAAAAUGAGGAGUGUAGCAAGGAUAACCACUUUUCUGGGAAGUCAAGUGGGAUCAUUCUCCAUAAAUACAGCCAUUUUGGUAAUAUAAAUGCUUUUAGGAUAUUGAUCCUGCCUGCCCAGGAAAAUCCCAUCCCUUUCCAGUCUUUGAGAUUUUAUUGGUUUGGAUUAUUAAGGGUAGGAAAUUUGCUUCUACCAGAUCUUUUAGUUUGAGGGUUAGUGUUAUGCCUAGGUAUUUUAGCUUGUCCUUAUUUUCUGGAAGCCCCAGGAAAAUUAAUAUAAUAAAAUAUCCACUGAUAAUAUUCAAUUCACCAAUCCCCUUGCAUGUUUCAAAGUGCCCCAAAUAUUUGAUAAUUUUCAGUACAUCAUUGGCUGCUGCAUUAUAUAAGUGUAUUUCUUAUUUUUACAAAAAUUCUGCCCAUUUGGGGAAUUAAAGAUGUUUAUUUUUUUACCUAAAACUAGAAAGUAUAUUGUUCUUGUAUUGCCAUGUUGGCAGCAGAAAACAUGCAGAAAGUUGGAGUGUCAUGGACAAAUAAGUGAUAUUUUCUCUGUAAGUUGCACAGGGAAUAAGGGAUAUGUAUAGAUCUAUAACAUAAUGGUAACUUUUCAAUGCCAUAUUUUUUUUUAUUUUUUUUUCCAGGUGCUGAAAUCAAAAGAGUGAAACCUAAACGAGCAGCAUCAUUCUUCACCCGGCAGUCAACCCACAGCUAUUCCUCUGUACAACCUUCUGAAACUGCAGGCCAGAGCUGACCUUUUUUUUUUUAGUAAUGCAGGGAAUGACCAAAGAGUGUGGGCUUUAGCACUAGACCUUAUCCUUAUGGACCAAGUCAAAAUAAUUUCAGCACUUGUAGUAUCUUGUGACACUGCAGCUGUGCUAAUUGUCCACAAUUUCCAAGAUCCACUAAUCAGCCUUGGGCAGAUCAUUAUUCUAAUGGACGGUCAAUGUGUGCCAUUUAACCUCUUAGGGACACAUGACGUGUGACAUGUCAUGAUUUCCUUUUAUUCCAGACGUUUGGUCCUUAAGGGGUUAAAGGGACACUAUAGUCACCAGGACCACUACAGCUUUAUGCGGUGGUUCUGGUGCCUAUAGUAUGUCUCUGCAGGCUGAGCAUUGUCAACACUGCCUUUUCAGGGAAACAGAAGUGUUUACGAUGCACUGUCUAGCUGCAGUCACUGUGUGUGCAGCACUGGCGUUCAAGAUUACCAUGGAGAUGCUGAACGUUCCACAUAGACACUCUAUGAGGAGAUGCUGAUUGCUGAAGCGUGGCUUUUUGAUCCACAUGUGCAAUAGCCCCCCAAUGCUUUUCUAUGGGAAAGCAUGGGGUUGGCUGAGAUCAUCAAGAUUAAAGAUCUCUGCUAAGGGGGCUGGGUACCUAAAUAGUUAAACACUAUAGUGUCAGGAAUACAGAGUUUGUAUUCCUGACACUAUUGUGUUCCCUUAAUUUAUAGGAGUCACUUUGUGAAAGACUACUAUAGGUUUCUAUCCUCUGUCUUUGCUUUCAUUUCUCUUUAAAUUUAGUUUGAAGGGAAACUUCCAAUAAUGGGAAUCUAUUCCCUUAAAUCGAUUUUGAGGUUGCUGGUAUUACAAAUUGUCAUUGUUCAAUCAUGUCGUUUACAAAUCUAACCUUACCGAGUUAAUUAUUUAAAGUGGCUAGUCUUUUAGACACUGGUGUGUUGCGUGCUUUCAUUCUUAAAAGAAUUCUAGAAAACCACGCUUCCAUGUUACAAAUUGCUAGUCCAGAAGAAAUCUCUUGUAACCUUCCAUUAUGGUGAAUAUUCUGCAAAAGGGAAUCCUGCAGACGCAGCAGGCUGUAUCUUAUUGAUGAUUAAUAUUGCAGGAAGACUUUUUGCUUAUUUCAUUGUGAUUGCAGAACUUGCAUAGGUGGAUUGUUUGAUUUUCUUUGUAAGGCUUGGGAAUGAGAUUAUUUGGAAUGAAAUACUGUGCUAGUUCUUAAGGUACCCUGAAGACCAUUAAUCCAGAAGAAGUUAAUCUUUCUGACCACACAGUAAUAUAUGAAAUAAAUAAGUAAGAGCUGAGUAGGUGAGACAGUUUACAAGCGUAGUAAGAAAAAAGGGUAGAGUGGUAUAGGGAACCUAUAAACAUGUAAAUCUUGAAAAGCAAUAAUACUCUCGCCCUGUCAUGACCAAUAUAUGAUCAAUCUUGUGUCCAGCAAUGAAAAUUCCUAAAAAGUACAUUCAGUGCAACCCCUCUAGAUUCCAGAAAUGUGACCGAAACUUUCUUUGUCUGUAGUGUGUUACUCACUUGGGUAGUUCUUUAUACAUUUCAGGAAUGCAUUAUGGAGCCUUUGCUAAUGAUUAAGCAGCGAAUUUGGACUUGACUUAGAAUUAUACACUACACUGUGGUACACAACCAAAAUAUAUAAAGUAUGUAAAGUAGGAUAAAUCAAGCCCAGUACCUGUAUUAUCUUAAAAUCAUCUAGUUAGAACUUUUUGUAUAAAUUGUUGUAAAGUUGUAGAAGUGUUGGAUACCUUUCUUUACUAACUCUGCUAAUUUUGUUUUAUUAAGUAUAUCUUGCCCUAUUGAUUCUUCCUGGAAUUUAUACUUAAUUAAUGUUCACCUUCAUCACAGGUACAUAGUGAUAGGAGAGCGCACUGUAUCUCUCUUCACUACCUUGUUUUUGAUGGUACGAGACCUAAUAACUAUUUGCAAAGAUUUAACUUAUUCAUACUGUGUAACAAUUUUCAUUAUGCCAAGCCAGACUCCUGAUUGAUGAAAUUUAAAACCAAAAAUUCAUUUUAUAUAUGUUAACUUUUGUAUGAGAAAUGUAGUUUGUACUAACACAAUUUGGAAACAAAGCCUAUUUACAGCAACCUGUUGUAUGAUUCUUUUUGUGUGUGUGUGUGUAUGUAUGUAUGUAUGUGUAUAUAUAUAUAUAUAUAU
This is a messenger RNA of Pelobates cultripes (western spadefoot toad), 20561 nucleotides long. The record is from the annotation of a GenBank genome assembly. NCBI's taxonomy places the organism in Eukaryota, Metazoa, Chordata, Amphibia, Anura, Pelobatidae.